AUGGCCGAAACUUCCAAGACAGUCCCCAAAAAGGAUAAAGCAUCAUCUUCUUCUGCCUCCCGGCCAGCCAAACCGGUGGUGCCGCCAACGCUUGAAGAAAUCACCCCCGGUAAUUGCAUUAUUAAGAAAGACUUCAGUAUCGAGAAUCCUCCCGAUGCCGUAGGCCAAUGCGAGCGCGUAUCUCGAUAUAUUAGCUUGAUAACGAAGCAGCUUACCAAGGAUGUAAAGAGGGAAUGUUGCUGGGGAGAUGAGGUUGAGAUUCAGAUCCCGAGCCCCGAUGAAAGCAUUACUACCCACAAGGAGGGGCCUUGGCGAUGCAUCCGAGAUGAGGCCGGCUCCGCCCGGGGAAAAAACAAAGCCAUCAAAUUCGAAGUCCGAGAAGGACAACAAAAGAAAAAGGGUCUCGAAACCCGAAGACCCUCAAGCAAGAAAAGCCCCGCUCGAAGGCUGCGGAAAAGAUUUGCUCAAACGGGCGCAGACUCGGCCCAUGACUCCCCGGAUGAUGAAGAAAAUGAUGAUGAAGAGUCGGCGCUGGUGACUCAGAACAGGAAGCCGAUCGAGGUCGCCAAACCUUUCGAACCGGAAACCUCGUCCUGUGGUGAGGAUGCCCCGAAGGAAGAAACGGGCAAGGCCCCUGCAUCCUCGGAGGUCGAGAUUUUCCCUCCGACUUCAACAACUAUACCCGAGGGGGUAAAUGCUGAGACCCCCAAUGAUAAUGAGAAUGCCCCGAGUGAAGAGCUCGGGGCUGCGAUAACGGGUCACUCCCUUUCGUUGCCAACUUAUUCUGAGGGGGCAAUCGAAGAAGCCAACGCUAUGCGUGUGCCCGACCCAAAUAAGGUCAUCGAGGAUGAUCCUUUUCAUGGUUGCUACACUGGGAAUGAGGAUGCCAACGACUUUGAUGAUGCAUCCUCCAUUUUCGAAGAGGCUCAAUGUCUCCUUUCCCGGGCCAUCGUGAAGUUUAGAGCUGAGCUGAGCCAAUGUGAGGACGAGCUCAAGAAGGUUUCGGGUGAAGAGAAGGCCCUGAGGCUCAUCUGUAGCCAGAAGGAAGAGGAGCUUAAGGAUCUCCGAACCGCAUUGGCCAAAGCUCAAAGAAGUGAGUCUGAGCUAGAUAAACAGGUAACCGCAAUUUUAAUAGAGUGCGGCCUUCUCGGCCUUACUUCGGAGGCUAACACUUCAAUAUCUCAGCUGCAGCAAAAGCUAGAUAUGAUCGGGCAGCUCCGGGGCGAGGUAGAUCAAGUUCGAGCUGAUUGUCAUCAGUGGAAGAAGAACAUGGAUCAACUUGCUGCUGACAAGGAAGCCCUUACGGCCCAACUGGCCUCGGCUGAAGCUCAGCUCCGAGGCAUUAAAGCGAAGGGUCUGGCUCAGGAGGGGAAAAUCGAGGGGUUGGAGGCCGAGCUGGCUAAAGCCCGGACCGAAGCUGCACAGGCUAAGGAUGAAGUUGUACAGGCUAAAGCCGAAGCUAAGAAGACGAAGGUUGCGGCCGAUAAAUCCAUUACUAUAUACUUGAGGGAAACCGCGGCCGUUCAAGUUGAGUUGAAGGAGGCCUCCGACCGUGGAAGACGGAGCAAUGAAUUGGCUAAGUGCCAAGCCCGGAGGGAGACUCUCGAAGAACUCCAUGCCCGAGGGUUCAACCUCGCCGGGGAGAUAGCCGAAGCAAAGGUGCGGGAAAACGAUGCUAGGUUUCUUGUCUCCUCCGAUGACGAGGAUGUGGUGAGUAGCUCCGGGGACGAGGAAGGUGAAGAAGAUGUUCCUGAAGGAGAGGAGACUCCCGAAGAUAGAGCCGCUGGAGACGUAGUUUCUGAAGACGACUCUCCCGGGGGUGUGACCCCGAAAAUAGAUUAG
Messenger RNA from Nicotiana attenuata, 1842 nucleotides. RefSeq lists its product as uncharacterized. The transcript has 3 exons. Lineage: Eukaryota; Viridiplantae; Streptophyta; Magnoliopsida; Solanales; Solanaceae. The record is from RefSeq and is a predicted model, not a curated record. Bases 1 to 1842 code for a protein of 613 amino acids.